AUGGCUGCUCCAGCUUACUUCACACACCGACACUCGCCUGCCAACAUUCAUUGCCCACAACAACUCAUGGAAGCACUGCUUCCGAGUGUGAAGCUCGUAUCAGACUCUGCAAUGGAUGACCUUGUAACCAUUCAUGCAACGGUUGAAAAGCAGCAGAGAAACUGCCGAGUGGGAGGGAUCCACCGCCAAGUAGCCCCACCGUCUCCUAGGCAACAGCAGUCACGCAAAUCAACAAGCGGCAACAGCGUCCCACAAUUCAAGUCUUUCAACAAGGAGCGGUCACUGGCCAUCGUUGCUGUUUCACCGUAA
Podospora bellae-mahoneyi is the source of this 309-nucleotide messenger RNA. RefSeq lists its product as uncharacterized. The transcript has 2 exons. The coding region runs from base 1 to 309 and encodes 102 amino acids. NCBI's taxonomy places the organism in Eukaryota, Fungi, Ascomycota, Sordariomycetes, Sordariales, Podosporaceae. The record is from RefSeq and is a predicted model, not a curated record.